CCCAACUUGCUUGUUUUGAUCUACAAUAAAUCUGAAGGUGUCUUUGGUUUUAGAUACAAAGAAAAACAAGGCCAGGAACUUGGAAGAUAGCUAAUCUGCAGCACACUAUGGGGGAAGAUGAUGAUUAUACGAACGAUGGGACUGUGGACAUCCAUAAAAAUCCUGCUAACAAGAAGAAGACUGGAAAUUGGAGAGCAUGCCGCUUUAUUCUUGGAAAUGAAUGCUGUGAAAGAUUGGCAUACUAUGGAAUGAGUACCAAUCUAGUGAACUAUCUUGGGAAACGUCUCAGCAUGGGAAAUGUCGCUGCAUCAACCACUGUCACUAAUUGGUCCGGGACGUGCUACGCCACUCCAUUGAUAGGAGCCUUCCUAGCUGAUGCAUACUUGGGAAGAUAUUGGACAAUUGCCAUCUUUUCAGUUAUUUAUGCUCUUGGGAUGACUUUCUUAACACUCACUGCCUCCAUCAAAGGACUAAAACCACGGUGCGAUAAAUCUGGUUGCCAGGCAACAUCAUCACAAAGAGCAGCCUGCUUUGUAGCACUGUACAUGAUUGCACUUGGCACUGGUGGAAUCAAGCCAUGCGUUUCAUCCUUCGGUGCAGAUCAAUUUGAUGAAACUGAUGAGACUGAGAGGAAGAAAAAGAGCUCAUUCUUCAAUUGGUUUUACUUGUCAAUCAAUAUUGGUGCACUUAUUGCUUCCACAGUUUUGGUCUGGACACAAAUGACUGUGGGAUGGAACUGGGGGUUCGGAAUCCCAGCAGUUGCAAUGGCCAUUGCUGUUGUGUUCUUUUUCUUGGGCAGCAAGUUAUACCGUCUUCAAAAACCAGGAGGGAGUCCCCUCACAAGGAUUAUUCAGGUCAUUUUUGCAUCCAUCAGGAAAUGCAAUGUAAAAGUUCCAGCUGACAAGUCUCUUCUCUUUGAGACUCCAGAUGAGGAGUGUAAUAUCCAAGGAAGCCGCAAGCUUGAGCACACAGACAAGCUAAGGUUCUUCGACAAGGCUGCUGUGGAAUCAGAAACUGACCAUGCCAAGGACUUGCCAAAUCCAUGGAGGCUCUGCACAGUGACUCAAGUAGAGGAGCUAAAGUCCAUUAUCAGAUUGCUUCCAAUAUGGGCAUCUGGGAUAGUCUUUGCUGCAGUAUACAGUCAAAUGAGCACAAUGUUUGUGCUGCAAGGCAACACAAUGGACCAACACAUGGGCCCAAACUUCAAGAUCCCAUCAGCUUCCCUCUCCCUCUUUGACACAGUCAGUGUCAUUUUCUGGGCUCUUAUAUAUGACCAAGUCAUUGUCAAAUUGGCAAGGCGGUUCACUGGCCAUGAAAGAGGCUUCACCCAGCUGCAAAGGAUGGGCAUUGGCCUUGGCUUGUCCAUAUUUUCCAUGGUUGUUGCUGGGAUUUUGGAAGUUGCUAGGCUUGGCAUUGUAAGGAAGAACAAUUAUUAUGACCUUGAGUAUAUACCCAUGUCAAUCUUCUGGCAAGUUCCUCAAUAUUUUAUCAUUGGAUGUGCAGAAGUUUUCACUUUCAUUGGACAGUUGGAGUUUUUCUAUGACCAGGCACCUGACGCCAUGAGAAGCUUGUGCUCUGCUCUCUCACUUACCACAGUUGCUUUGGGUAAUUACCUCAGUUCUCUGCUUGUCACUGUGGUAACUAAAGUUACCACAAGAAAUGGGCACCUGGGUUGGAUCCCAAAUAACUUGAACAGAGGCCAUCUUGACUAUUUUUACUGGCUCUUGGCUGCCCUCAGCAUCAUCAACUUCUUUGUGUAUCUGUGGAUUGCUAAGUGGUAUACUUACAAGAAGGUGACAGGACGGACGAACUGAUAGAGGUUACAGCAGAAAGCCACUAGGAGGAGACU
Prunus mume (Japanese apricot) is the source of this 1849-nucleotide messenger RNA. NCBI's taxonomy places the organism in Eukaryota, Viridiplantae, Streptophyta, Magnoliopsida, Rosales, Rosaceae. The record is from RefSeq and is a predicted model, not a curated record.